AUAGCGAGAGGUUCUUCUCAGUGCCAAUCAUCCACCUCACCCGGUGACGCCAUCCGCCCCGCGGUCACAGCUCCUCGGGGCUCCGCUGCCGCCACCGCCGGGAUGUGCAGACGCCGGCUCGGGGGACCUUCAUCGUCAGUUUCUUCUGCCUCGGACGGUGGCAUAGGAAGUUUCGACGGGAACUUGCUCCGAUUCUACAUCGACGAUGCUCCUAGGAUCAAGAUCUCCCCCACAGUCGUCCUCGUGCUCAGCAUCUGCUUCAUCGGCUUCGUCACCGCUCUCCACGUCUUCGGCAAGCUCUACCACAGCAAGCUCGUUCCUCCGGGAGCCCAAUAUUAA
Messenger RNA from Linum tenue, 339 nucleotides. NCBI's taxonomy places the organism in Eukaryota, Viridiplantae, Streptophyta, Magnoliopsida, Malpighiales, Linaceae. The record is from the annotation of a GenBank genome assembly.